Dipodomys ordii (Ord's kangaroo rat) is the source of this 1049-nucleotide messenger RNA. RefSeq names its product fibroblast growth factor 12 (gene Fgf12). Gene Ontology annotation, cellular component: cytoplasm. The record is from RefSeq and is a predicted model, not a curated record. Lineage: Eukaryota; Metazoa; Chordata; Mammalia; Rodentia; Heteromyidae. Bases 161 to 784 code for a protein of 207 amino acids. The transcript has 5 exons. Gene Ontology annotation, biological process: regulation of cell migration; positive regulation of cell population proliferation; fibroblast growth factor receptor signaling pathway. Gene Ontology annotation, molecular function: fibroblast growth factor receptor binding; growth factor activity.
CGCCCCCGGGGCUCCGGCGCGACCCAUGUGCCGGCUCCCCUGCGCCUGGGACGCGCGCGCCAUGGACUCGGGACCAGGCUUCCAAGGAGAGGCCGCCUUUUGGUUGGACAAUUAGCGGAGGUGGGCGGGGAGUGGCCGAACCCCACACACGCGCCUCUCCAUGAAGAUUCUUGGGCUUUCUCUGAAGAAAGGAGUGCAUAUGCUGCAGUGUCUCUGUGGAAGGAGCCUGAGGUCCAGCGACAGCCUAAGUGAACCCCAGCUGAAAGGAAUCGUGACAAGGUUAUUCAGCCAGCAGGGAUAUUUCCUGCAGAUGCAUCCAGAUGGUACCAUUGACGGGACCAAGGACGAGAACAGCGACUACACCCUCUUCAAUCUAAUUCCUGUGGGACUGCGUGUGGUGGCCAUCCAAGGGGUGAAAGCUAGCCUCUAUGUGGCCAUGAAUGGUGAAGGCUAUCUCUACAGUUCAGAUGUUUUCACCCCAGAAUGCAAAUUUAAGGAAUCUGUGUUUGAGAACUACUAUGUGAUCUAUUCUUCCACACUUUAUCGCCAGCAAGAAUCAGGCCGAGCAUGGUUUCUGGGACUCAAUAAAGAAGGUCAAAUCAUGAAGGGGAACAGAGUGAAGAAAACCAAGCCUUCAUCACAUUUUGUACCAAAACCUAUUGAAGUGUGUAUGUACAGAGAACCAUCACUACAUGAAAUUGGAGAAAAACAAGGGCGUUCAAGGAAAAGUUCUGGAACACCAACCAUGAAUGGAGGCAAAGUCGUGAAUCAAGACUCAACAUAGCUGAGAACUCUGCCCUUCUUCCCUCUCCUUCCUUUCUUUCCUCUUCCCCUCCUUGCCCCAUUUCCUUCCAAAAUCCACCCAAGAGAGAAAGAUAAAAUGGCACCGCAGGACCUAGUAGCUAAGAUUCUGCACUCAAAAUCUUCCUUUGUGUAGGACAAGAAAAUUGAACCAAAGCUUGCCUGUUGCAAUGUGGUAGAAAAUUCACGUGCACAAAUAUCAUAUUUUAAAAAGCAAUGGAAAAAAAUAAACCAGGACUCCACAAACA